AAUCAGUGCUCCACUGGAUAUGCCUCUUUUAAAACCAUCAAACGUAGCUCAUUUUUUCCCUUACAGACUGCUUUUGUUGUUGAUGAAGUGAGCAACAUUGUGAAAGAGGCUAUAGAAAGUGCCAUCGGUGGCAACGCCUAUCAGCACAGCAAAGUCAAUCAGUGGACCACAAAUGUCGUAGAACAAACUUUAAGCCAACUCACCAAGCUGGGAAAACCAUUUAAAUACAUUGUGACCUGUGUAAUUAUGCAGAAGAAUGGAGCAGGGCUGCACACGGCGAGUUCUUGCUUUUGGGACAGCUCUACUGACGGGAGCUGCACCGUGCGCUGGGAGAACAAGACCAUGUACUGCAUCGUCAGCGCCUUUGGACUAUCCAUCUGACCUCGUCCGCCCAGGCUCCCUCCUCCUAUCUCCACACUUCUUUUCCAUCUUCUAACCACCAGCUGUGAAUUCAGUGAACACCUUUCCCAUUCUGUUUUCUGUGGCACUCUCAAAAUGUAGAGAAAAACCAAAUGACUGCACUGUGCUGUGAUCAGCGCCCCCUCGGCCAGAGGAACUGUUCACUCGGACAGUCGGAAGCCUGGGCUGCCACUGUCUUCACUCUGAACAUCUCUCUUCAAAGGUGCUAAACACUCAGAUCUGCUGGUGUGAACCUUUCUCUACUCUCUGAAAUUUCAAACACACUAAUUUUCCAUACUUUAUACUUUUGUUAGAAUAAAUUAUUCCAAUUUAAA
Miniopterus natalensis is the source of this 734-nucleotide messenger RNA. The record is from RefSeq and is a predicted model, not a curated record. NCBI's taxonomy places the organism in Eukaryota, Metazoa, Chordata, Mammalia, Chiroptera, Miniopteridae.